Messenger RNA from Perca flavescens (yellow perch), 9162 nucleotides. RefSeq names its product CREB binding lysine acetyltransferase a (gene crebbpa). The record is from RefSeq and is a predicted model, not a curated record. Bases 859 to 7890 code for a protein of 2343 amino acids. Gene Ontology annotation, biological process: positive regulation of transcription by RNA polymerase II. The transcript has 30 exons. Gene Ontology annotation, cellular component: nucleus; histone acetyltransferase complex; transcription regulator complex. Gene Ontology annotation, molecular function: protein binding; transcription coactivator activity; zinc ion binding. Lineage: Eukaryota; Metazoa; Chordata; Actinopteri; Perciformes; Percidae.
AAAGGAAAAAAAAAAAACUUUUUGUAUCGAAGGAAUCAACAGCCGCCAUCUUGUCGUGGCUCGGAAUUAGGAUUUCGGUCCAACACUGGGUUUUAUGUAGAAAAACGAGCAUCCUUACCGCGAUAUGACAGCGUCCUUCACCUGAAAACAAAAUCUUAACAUCGCCUCGGAGACAUUUCGUGCGAAAAAACGGGAAUUGGAUCGGUGGUCGUCGGGCAAAAAAAGCUCCGUAUAUCUGAUUUCCCCUUCAGAGUGCGGCGAUUCAGCCCCUGACGCCGUUCAUGAGCAGUAUUGUUUACCGUGGGCAAGCGGAGACCAGAUCGUGACUUUCGAGGUGAUUUGCAAAAAUCCAGCAUUUUUAUGCAAUUGCGUAUUUUUGUGGAGCUUCGCGCGAUUUUUGCAUGAAGAAAUUUGACGUCACGCAAAAUGGGUACUUCGAACACCUAGAAAUUACGACCUUUUCCCCUGACUGCAGCAGUCCACCUGAUUUUACUGGAUUGUCAUUUUGAAGUUCGAUUUGUACAUGGGGAAUAUUUUAUUUUGGGUUAUUUAACGAUAAUAAUGUGGGUGUUGGGUGUUGGAUUAUCAUGGGGUGAAUGGCGGUGGCGAAGCGGGGCGCUAUUGCAUCUCUUUUGAAAGACACGGACUCUCACAGUAAGGAGUAGCUAACGCUAACAGUUAACUUAGCUGGUAGCAGGCAAUUAGCUAGCUAUUAGCCAGUUAGCUAACGUUAGCGGGCUGCCAGUUUGCUAAUGUGUUAACCGGCAAGGUUCGGGUUGAUAAAAACAACUUCCCUGCCACAAGUUAAUCAUCAUAAUCAACUUUUGAGCAAUCAGCCGGACAAGAGAACAACUAGCUAUGGCUGAUAACCUGCUGGACGUCGGACCUCCCAACUCUAAGCGGCCGAAGCUGAAUUCACCUGCCCUGUCAGCGUCUGAAGAGCUCGGGUCACUAUCCUGGGAUGAUCUGGAGAACGACCUUCCAGAUGAGUUGAUCCCUAAUGGCACAGAGCUGAGUCUGAUGGGUGGGAUGCCUUCAAACGUUGGUGCAGCACCAGGAGCUGGUGGGCCAGGUGGCACCUCUGUUGUACCGGAUGCAGCCGCUAAGCACAAGCAGCUCUCAGAGCUCCUUCGAGCAGGUAGCACCUCCAGUGUCACAGGCUCAGGGCUGAACUCAGCUAGCCCUCAGCCAGGCGGUAUGGGGCCUCAGCUGGGCACACCACUCAGAAAGAGCCCCCUUGGCCAGGGUUCCCCCAACAACCACCCGUCCCCCCAGGCCCAAAAAGCAGGAACACCAACUGGAGUAGCAGGACAGAACAACAACAAUAAUACUGCAACAACGGGCUUCAACCAGGCUAUGAUUAACAAUAGCCAGGGCCAUGCUGGGCUCCUGGCCCAGGGAGGGCAGUCCCAACCUGGGCAUGUGAUGAAUGGUGGUCUCGUACCUGAAGCUGGGAGAGGACGAGGAGCAGGGGUGGCGGGCCUGCAGUACCAGGGACAGACAAUGCAGGGUGCUGCUCCAGGACCAGGAGGAGCAGGGAGUGCGUUGGCGGAAACAUUCACCCAGGGAGGGCAGCAGAUGGGGGCUCACACCACCCUCGGUGCAGCCCAGCAGGCAGGAAACAUGAACAAGAUGGGCCUGGGCAGUAAUGGGGCUCCUUUUGGGGCCCAGCCCUACGGUCAGGGUGCCAUGUGGCCCAGCCAGCAGCUAACCCCUCAGCAGCAGCUCCAGAACAAGGCUUCUCUUGCCAACAGCCUGUCACCCUUCCCCAAUGAGCUCAAAGGGGCCACUGUCACUAGCGUGCCAAACAUGCAGCCUCAGCAGCAGGCGGCAAUGCUCCAACUGGCCGGCGGCGGAGGUGUGGCUGUGCCUUCGGCAGGCCCCACAGCCGACCCAGAGAAGCGCAAGCUGAUCCAGCAGCAGCUGGUCUUGCUGCUUCACGCACACAAGUGCCAGCGACGGGAGCAGGCCAACGGCGAGGUGAGGGCCUGCGCCCUGCCUCACUGCCGCACCAUGAAGAACGUCCUCAACCACAUGACCCACUGCCAGGCCGGCAAGUCCUGCCAGGUGGCUCACUGUGCGUCGUCCAGGCAGAUCAUCUCCCACUGGAAAAAUUGCACACGACACGACUGUCCUGUCUGCCUGCCGCUGAAGAACGCCAGCGACAAGCGCACCCAGCAGCCCAUGCUGAGCUCCCCCAAUACGGGCCUCCAGAACCCUAUGUCCUCAGUUGGUGUGGGUCAGCCCAGUGCUCCCACCAUCAAUACUUCAGCCCCCAUAGACCCCAGCUCCAUGCAGCGAGCCUACGAGGCACUUGGGCUGCCCUACAGCAGCCAGACCACUAGGCAGGCCCGGGGGGCCCCAGGACAGACUGCAGGUGCACAGAACGCCCAGCAACAGCUUCCGCAGCAGAUGAGAACCAUCAAUGCACUUGAUCGCCAGAUGGCUCUCGGAGGUGCGACACUUGGCGUGAUUACUUCAGAACAGACAAACUUGCACACGGACUCCCUAACCAACGCACUCAACACUAACAAUCAGCUGCUGUCAGACGGGUCCACUGUGGGCUCAAUGGGCAACCUGCCAACAGCAGCACCCAUCUCUGCCACAGGCACCAGGAAAGCGUGGCACGAGCACGUCACUCAAGACCUGCGCAAUCACCUCGUACACAAACUAGUACAAGCCAUAUUCCCUACCCCUGACCCGGCAGCUUUGAAGGACAGACGAAUGGAGAACCUGGUGGCCUACGCCAGAAAGGUGGAGGGGGACAUGUACGAGUCGGCUAACAGCCGGGAUGAAUACUAUCACUUCCUGGCUGAGAAAAUCUAUAAAAUCCAAAAGGAAUUGGAGGAGAAAAGGCGCUCAAGGCUACAGAAGCAGAUCAUCAACCAGGCACCUAUGGUUGCCCAGGCGACCCAGCAGCCAGGCCUUCCCCAGCCCAGUGCCUUUGGCCCAAGGCCACAGAAUGGACCUGUUCCUCUGCCCAACAUGCCAAAUCAGAUCAUGAACCGCAUGCAAGUUUCUCAAGGAAUCAACCAGUUUAACCACAUGGCUCUGCCCAAUGCCCAGAUAUCCCAGACACCAAUGGGAGCACGAGCUGCCUCACCUAUGAACCACCCACAGCAAAUUAACAUGAGCUCCGUCCCAGCAAUGGGCAUGUCUCCCUCCAGGAUGCCCCAGGCCCAGGGCAUGAUGGCCGGACAUGGUGGUGGUAACAUGGUAGGCCAGACGGCCAGCCAGGGACAGUUUCUGCCUCAGACCCAGUUUCCUCCAGGAUCAACUGCUGGCGCUGCAACGGGUGCCAUGAAUGUCACUGGCAUGGGCCAGCCCCCUGCCCAGGCUGCCGUCACCCAGCUGUCUCAACCAGGGGCGAGUCUGGAUAACCGGGUGCCCACGCCGGCCUCAGCUGCCAGUGCUGACUUGCACUCGCAGCAUAUCGGAGCAGACCUGCCUGUCCAGGAGGUCAAAGCAGAGGCACACCAUGACCAACAAGAGUUUGAGGCUGCUGGAGGCAAAACUGAGCCCAAGAUGGAGACUGAGAAAGACUUUGCUUCAACGGUGGUGGUGAAGAAGGAGGAACCAGAGGAAAAGCCGGAGCCAAUGGAGGUGGAGGAGAAAAAGCCAGAAAUGAAGGCAGAACCCAAAGAAGAGGAAGAGGGUGGAGCCAACGGCACAACCUCCUCAUCCCCCUCUCAGUCACGGAGGAAAAUCUUCAAGCCCGAGGAGUUGCGCCAGGCUCUGAUGCCGACGUUGGAGUCUCUCUACAGGCAGGACCCCGAGUCGCUGCCCUUCAGACAACCAGUAGACCCUAUGCUUCUGGGUAUCCCUGACUACUUUGACAUUGUUAAGAACCCAAUAGACCUGUCCACAAUAAAGCGCAAGCUUGACACGGGCCAAUACCAAGAGCCCUGGCAAUACGUUGACGAUGUCUGGCUGAUGUUCAACAACGCCUGGCUCUACAACCGCAAGACAUCCCGCGUCUACAAGUACUGCUCCAAGCUGGCCGAGGUUUUUGAGUCGGAGAUUGACCCUGUCAUGCAGGGCCUGGGAUACUGCUGCGGCAGGAAGUACGAGUUUUCCCCUCAAACCCUCUGUUGCUAUGGCAAGCAGCUCUGCACCAUACCUACUGGAGGCACAUACUACAGUUACCAGAACAGGUACCAUUUCUGUGAGAAGUGCUUCAACGAGAUCCAGGGGGAGAGUGUGACGUUAGGAGAUGAUCCUGCACAGCCACAGACGAUGAUAUCAAAAGACCAGUUCGAACGGAAGAAGAACGAUGUACUUGACCCUGAACCGUUUGUUGAAUGUAAAGAUUGUGGACGGAAGAUGCACCAGAUAUGCGUCUUACACUACGAGGUCAUUUGGCCAUCUGGAUUCAUCUGUGACAAUUGUUUAAAGAAGAGUGCAAAAACACGGAAGGAAAACAAGUUCUCUGCAAAACGGCUGCAAUCGACACGAUUGGGAAUGUACAUAGAGGACCGUGUGAAUAAAUACUUGAAGAGACAGAACCACCCAGAGGCCGGAGAGGUGUUUGUGCGAGUGGUGGCGAGCUCCGACAAAACGGUGGAAGUAAAACCAGGCAUGAAAGCCAGGUUUGUGGACACGGGUGAAAUGCCUGAGACCUUUCCCUACAGAACCAAAGCACUUUUUGCCUUUGAGGAGAUUGAUGGCGUGGACGUGUGCUUUUUUGGCAUGCACGUGCAGGAGUACGGCUCUGAGUGCGCAUUCCCCAACACUAGACGGGUCUACAUAUCAUACCUUGACAGUAUUCACUUCUUCAGACCUCGGAUUCUACGAACUGCAGUGUACCACGAGAUCCUAAUCGGCUAUCUAGAAUAUGUCAAGAAACUUGGGUAUGCCCAGGGCCACAUCUGGGCGUGUCCGCCGAGUGAAGGAGACGACUACAUCUUCCACUGCCAUCCUCCUGACCAGAAGAUCCCCAAGCCUAAGAGGCUGCAGGAGUGGUACAGGAAGAUGCUGGACAAGGCCUUUGCUGAGAGGAUUCUGCAUGACUACAAGGACAUCUGCAAACAGGCGACCGAGGACCGUCUGACCAGCGCUAAUGAGCUGCCGUACUUUGAAGGCGACUUCUGGCCCAACGUGCUGGAGGAGAGCAUCAAGGAGCUGGAGCAGGAGGAGGAGGAGAGGAAGAAGGAGGAGAACACCGCUGCCUCUGAAACUCCGGAGGGUACACCAGGUGACAGCAAAAACGCUAAGAAGAAGAACAACAAGAAGACCAGUAAAAACAAGAGCAGCGUGAGCCGAGCCAAUAAGAAGAAGCCUGGGAUGCCGAAUGUAGCCAAUGAUCUGUCCCAGAAGCUAUACGCCACCAUGGAGAAGCACAAAGAGGUGUUCUUUGUGAUCCACCUCCACUCCGGUCCCAUGGCCAACACCCUGCCACCCAUCGUUGACCCUGACCCCAUGCUCUCCUGUGACCUGAUGGAUGGCCGCGAUGCCUUCCUGACUCUGGCCAGGGACAAACACUGGGAGUUCAGCUCCCUCAGGAGGUGCAAGUGGAGCACCAUGUGCAUGCUGGUUGAGCUGCACAACCAGGGACAGGACCGCUUUGUCUACACUUGCAACGAGUGCAAACACCAUGUGGAGACACGCUGGCACUGCACUGUGUGCGAGGACUUUGAUCUGUGCAUUAAUUGCUAUAACGUGAAGGGCCACGAGCACCAGAUGGUGAAAUGGGGCCUUGGCCUGGACGACGACAGCAACGGCCAGAGCGGAGAGGCCUCCAAGAGCCCACAGGAGAGCCGGCGCUUAAGUAUCCAACGCUGCAUCCAGUCCCUGGUCCACGCUUGUCAGUGUCGCAAUGCCAACUGCUCUCUGCCGUCCUGCCAGAAGAUGAAGCGAGUGGUGCAGCACACCAAGGGCUGCAAGCGCAAAACCAACGGGGGCUGCCCUGUAUGCAAGCAACUUAUCGCUUUGUGCUGUUACCACGCAAAGCACUGUCAGGAGAACAAGUGUCCGGUCCCGUUCUGCCUGAACAUCAAGCACAAGCUUCGCCAGCAGCAGCUGCAGCACAGGCUCCAGCAGGCCCAGCUGAUGAGGAGAAGAAUGGCCACCAUGCAAGGCAGAACCAUGCCGCUACCAUCCCCACCGCCCUCAGCUGCUCCCAGCACUCCCACUUCUCAUGCCCAGCCGAACACUCCUCAGACGCCCCAGCUGCCGCUCUCCAACCAGCCGCAGACCCCCAACUCAGCAGGCGUCAUGUCCCCCUCUUUUCCCAGCGCACCUCGCAAUGGCCAGCCUCAAACACCAGUGUCCCAGGGCAAGCCCGGGCCCCAGGCUUCCCCUCUACACCAGCAGCAGUCGCCUCUCCCCCAGCCGCCCCAGCCACCUCAGCAGCUACAGCAGCAGCCUCCCCUUGCUGCAGUCAAGAUGGCGCGGCACAUCGAGAUGAUGGCACAGGCCCAGCAGAACCAGCAGAACUACCGGGUCAACAUGAACGGCUUACCCAUGAACCCCCAGCAGCCACAGCAGCGUAUGACCGGACCAAUGCAGCCACCCAUGCAGAUGGUGCCAGGGCCCCGGGGACCACAGGUCAUGCAACCGGGCAUGCCCCAAGGUCAGUGGUCUGGAGCUGCAGGGCCGAUGCUGGCAACUCAACAACCAGGCCUUGUCCCAGGCCAGACCAUGCAGCGCGCCAUGAUGGCCCCCGGGCAGCAACCUCAGCAGGGCCAGAGGCUGCUGAUUCCACAGCAGCCUGGUGCCCGGCCCCAAACGCCCCAGAGACCUGGGGCUAUUGCACCCAACGCCCUGCAGGACCUCCUCCGCACCCUCAAAUCUCCCAGCUCGCCCCAGCAGCAGCAGCAAGUCCUCAACAUCCUCAAAUCAAACCCUCAGCUAAUGGCUGCUUUCAUCAAACAGCGAACAGCCAAGUACCAUGCCAACCAGCCGCAGCAAGCAGGUCAGCAACCGCAACCCGGCAUGCCAACAAUGCAGACCGUGUCCAUGCCAGGGGGUGCGGUGCAGAGGCCGGGGAUGCCCCCACAGCAGCCGCCUGUGCAGGGCAUGGCUGCAUUAGGGGCUCAAGGGCAGCUGAUAAACGCAGCACACAACACCAACCCCCAGAUCCAGGAGCUCUACCGUCGGCAGCUCUUAAGGCAGCAGCAGCAGCAGCAGCAACAACAACAACAACAACAGCAGCAGCAGCAGCAGCAGGGGGUGAUGCCUCAGGGCCAUCCUGGCCAGUUCCCUGCUCAGGCGCAAGGUACAGCAGCAACGUACUCCCAGCUUCGCAUGCAGCAGCAGCAGAUAGCCAUGCAGGCAGGUUCAGGAGCCGCUGGAGGACCCAUGGGCCAGCUCCCACCCAUGGCUCAGAUGGCCCAGCCCGGCAUGGGGAUGGACUCCACCAAGAACUUGCUGCAUCAACGAAUGCUCGAACAGCAGCAGCAGCAGCAGCAACUUCCCCAGCAGGCCGUCCUCAAGCAGCAGAUGGGCUCUCCUGCCCAGCCCAGCCCUAUGAGCCCCCAGGCCCACCUGCUGGCCGGCCAGCCCCAGGGUGGAGCCCACCUCCCCGGCCAGCCCACACUAGCAAAUACCCUCAGCAACCAGGUCCGCUCCCCAGCGCCAGUCCAGUCCCCCUGUAUGCCCUCGCAACAGCAGCCCCAGCAGCAGCGACCACAUUCCAGUCCCUCGCCGCAGGUCCAGAACCAGCCCCAGCCCUCGCCGCAGCACCCACACCCACCCCACUCGGGUUCUCCCCACCCGGGACUCGGGGGCCCGCUGUCAGGGUCCAUGGAGCAGGGACAUUUGGGGACACCAGAACAAAGCGCCAUGCUACCGCAGCUUAACACGCCCAACAGAGGGGGGCUGAACACUGACUUGGGGAUGGUGGGAGAUGCUACAGGGGACACUCUGGAGAAGUUUGUGGAAGGAUUGUAGCAUUUCUGCUUGGAACUAAAGAACACAAUCUGUCUCCCAGGGACCCAUCCUCUCUUCCUCCUAGUUUCCCCUCGGAGUCUUUAUCCCGUUAGAGGGCUUUGUUUGUUUUUUUUGUACUGACAUGUAAAAAGUUUCAACUGUUGUAAAAAGAAAAAAAGAAACUGGUUGAAAAAACAAAAAUGAAAAAAGUCAACACUUAUAGGGAAUGUAAUUGUUUCCUAAAAGUUGCUUCGUAAAUGAAAUUUAAAUCACAAAGAAUAUAUUUUUUGGUUGAGACCAAAUGUGUUCAAUACUCUUAUUUUUGUUUUUGGAAUGGGUUCAUGCCUUUUUCGUUCCUUUUUUUUUUCUCAAAGAAAAUGUACAAUUGCAUUAUAUUAUUCAUAUCUUUUUAUUUUGUACCUUUGGAAAAGAAACUUAAAGCAUUUUGUGUUGAAACUGUAAAAUAAUUUGUGUGGGAAUUGGGCCAGGUUUUCGUUCUCUUCUCAAGCUGUCAUUCCUGGCUGUCAUUGUAAUCUAGUGUUGUACUGGUUGUACUAUUACUCCAAGACGAUGCGUUCAGGGACUGUUCCCCUCCUCUUUGUGUGUAUGAAGAGCACUCAGUUGUAUUGAAAAUAGGAAAUGGACUGCGGCAGUUGUGUAUACACAGGCAUGUAUACAGGCACACAUGAAGACACUGACACAAACCCUCACAGUCACUAAAGUAAUUACAGCUCCGACUGGUUUCACAAACACAGACACCAAGGACCGCAACCUACAUCUCUGUGGCCUGGAAUUUGGAAAAAUCCGUCUUGCGGGUGUAGAACAUUGUUGCUUUGACAUUAAAAAGAAUUUGUCAUACAUUUUUUGUCAUACAAAUGUUGUAAAGUGUAAAGAGAGUGUGAGAAAAAGACCAGCCCCCUAAGCUGAGGUGGAAUGAUCACCGGUUGUUUGUAGGCCACAUCUCUGAUGGCGCCCCAUCCUCUAAAUUUUACACUAAGCUGUGUGCUAUCUAGGGAUGAAGGGCACAUUUGAGAUUCACCCUGAGGGAAAACUAAAUGUUAUCAACCCUCAUUCCUCUGUCACAAAAACUUGAAUUUGGGGGGAGGGAUUUACUUUUUUCUCCUAUUGUAAAUCAAGUUAUUAAGCAAAAUACUAUAAAUAUAAGGAAGAGCGAAUGACAUCACUGUAUAAACUGGUUAAAAGACUCAUUUCUUACUUAUAUACCAUAUUGUUAAAUAAACUGUGUGCAGCAGAAGAACUCCAGUACUCUGUUGACUAAAUAAUGAGGCAUCA